Molecule: messenger RNA, 13913 nt
Organism: Sinocyclocheilus grahami
Lineage: Eukaryota; Metazoa; Chordata; Actinopteri; Cypriniformes; Cyprinidae
Product: protocadherin Fat 3-like
Exons: 26
Coding region: 143-13411 (4422 amino acids)
Biological process (GO): homophilic cell-cell adhesion
Cellular component (GO): plasma membrane
Molecular function (GO): calcium ion binding
Source: RefSeq, a predicted model, not a curated record
AGGAGCUUCGGCGAGACGGUCGCUCUACCGAUGCGCGGUCGGAUACGGAACUUCUCAUGGAUACGGCAAAGUAGCGCGCCGGCGCCUGUCACUCACCGAGCGGAUUUAUUACUCACGAGGAUAGGAUGGGUUUGGUGAUGGGAUGGCAGUGAGCAUGGCCUUUUGGGCAGGCAUAUGGGCCAUUAUCCUACAAUUGGCCCUCUUGCUGUUCUUCUCUCCACCUCCAGGCCACUGCCAAGGUGAAAGAUCCCGCCUACAGUUUACUCAACCACUGUACCAUGCGUCGGUCUACGAGAACUCGGCCGCCCGCACCUACGCUGCCAGCCAGGUGCGCAUGGGCAUCCCUCUCCAACAUCACUCGUGGGAGGUGAGGUACCGCAUCACCUCCGGGGACGAAGAAGGAUUCUUCAAGGCCGAGGAGCACACUCUGGGUGAUUUCUGCUUCCUGCGGAUAAGAACCAAAGGGGGUAAUGCUGCCAUCUUGAACCGUGAAGUUCAGGACAACUACUUGUUGACAGUGAAAGCUUCUAUUAAGGGGGAUACAUUAGAGGCCUGGACUAAAGUUAGUGUGCAGGUGUUGGAUAUGAAUGACCUUCGACCCCUUUUCUCCCCUACCACAUAUUCAGUUACCACUGCGGAAAGCACACCCCUACGCACCAGCAUAGCUCAGGUCACUGCCACGGAUGCCGACAUAGGAUCAAAUGGAGAGUUCUAUUACUUUUUCAAGGAGCGAAUGGAGCUGUUUACUGUACACCCGACUAGUGGAGUUGUUUCUCUCAGUGGGAAGCUGGAUGUUGACACUCAAAGCCGCUAUGAUCUUGAGAUCCAGGCUGUGGACCGGGGAAUGAAGCUCUAUGGGAAUAAUGGAGUAAGCAGUACAGCUAAACUUUUUGUUCAUGUAGAACGGAUUAACGAGCAUGUGCCCAUUCUGAGUAUUGUUACAUUAGCACCUGUAUGGACUGAGAAGUCCCCAGUCGUAGCUGUGGUCACCGUAGAGGAUCUUGAUGAAGGGGCGAAUGGAGAAAUUGAAACAGUGAGCAUUGUGGCUGGGGACCUUCUUGAGCUCUUCAGCAUCGAAAGGACAGAGAUGCCAAGUGAAGAAUUGGUGGAUGAGGAAGUCACUCAGAAAGGAUCUAGAGAGUUUGUCCUUCGUGCAACAGAGCAGUUCGACUGGGACAGUUAUCCGUUUGGAUUAAACCUCAGCUUGCAGGCUCGGGAUCGUGGAACACCUCAGAAGUUUUCUGCUGUGCACACGGUGCACUUACGACUGUCACGACCAGCCCCGGUGGAAGUCAUAUUUCAGAAGGACGAAUACGAAGUCCUGUUGAGUGAAGUUGCCCCUCCUGGGACUGUUGUGGAGGCUGUGAAACUCCAGCCAGAGCCAGAUGAUGCUGAGUACAUCCUGACCCCAUCUACUGAUUCGGGGUUCUUCAGUAUCAACACCAUGACUGGCGUCAUCAGCACGGCACGUUGGCUCACCCAACUCACACAGGAAGUAUUUGAGCUAGAGGUCUUAGAAGUAGACAGUGACCUUAGGGUCAAGGUUAGAGUCAUUCUUGAGGAUGCCAAUGAUAAUGCACCGUCAUUUGCUCAGCAGUCUUAUGAGGUAUUUGUCAAUGAAAGUGUUGCGGUAGGCACCACUGUUGUUGUGGUGACUGCUUCUGAUGGUGACCAUGGGGAAAACGGGUACAUCACAUAUAGCAUGGCUAGCUUGACACCAUUACAUUUUAGCGUGCAGCAGUUCACUGGAGCAGUCACGACAACACAGGAGCUAGACUUUGAAUCAUCUGUAGAGAGUUUUAGUUUUGUGGUUCGUGCUUCUGACUGGGGUUCCCCUUAUAGGCGUGAGAGUGAAGUCAAUGUCACUGUGCACCUAGAGAAUGUUAACGAUAACAAACCCCUAUUUGAGAAAGUGGCCUGUGUUGGUGUAAUCUCUCGAGACCUUCCGGUAGGUGAGGUUAUCACCACAAUGUCAGCCAUAGACAUUGAUGAGCUAGAGCUAGUCAAAUACAAGAUCCUCUCAGGGAAUGAGCGAGGGUACUUUGACUUAAAUCCCGAUUCUGGUGUCAUGACCUUACAUCACUCCCUAAACACUGCAGCACCCAAAAACUCAUUCAGUCUAAAAAUUACUGCUACAGAUGGGGAACACUUUUCCGAUCUCAUGUUUGUGAACAUAUCUGUAGUGCAAGGGAAGUCACCGCCCAAGAGCUUUAGUUGUACCGAAACCAGAGUAGCCCAACGACUAGCUGAGAAACUUCUGAAGAAAGCCAAAGCUAGCAGUAAACCCAAAAUGGAGGAGGGCUUUAUCGACCUGUUCUCUGUGAACCGACAAACGCCUCAAUUUGACAAAUCCUUCCCAACUGACAUCACUGUGCGUGAGGAUGUACAAGUUGGCACGAGUGUGUUUCAGGUAAAAUCCUUUGAUGGAGACACUGGGUUCAAUGGACAACUCUUAUACGUCAUUGCUGAUGGCAAUACAGACAGUUGUUUCAGUAUUGGAAUUCUGAAUGGCGUGAUAAGCAUCUUCCUUCCUCUAGACCGUGAGAGGACAGAUCGCUAUCUUCUAAACAUCACACUGUAUGAUUUAGGCCAACCGCAAAGAUCCUCCUGGAGGCUUCUUACAGUUUACAUAGCAGAUGCAAAUGACAAUGCACCUCAGUUUCUUCAAGACGGCUACCAGGCCCACAUUCCCGAAAACACCCCUGUUGGUACCGAAGUCAUCCAAGUGGAAGCUACUGACAAAGAUCAAGGUCUCAAUGGCGAGAUCCAGUAUUCCCUACUCACCAGCACAUCACAGUUUGGCAUCAACAGCUCCAGUGGGAUUGUAUAUGUUGCAGGUCAGCUGGACCGUGAGUUUGUUCCGUUCUUCAUAUUAAAAGUGGAAGCGCGAGAUCGAGCAGAGCGAGUGGCUCAGCAAUUUUCAGUAACAACUCUUAAAAUCUAUCUUGAGGAUGUUAAUGAUUGUCCACCAGCCUUUAUCCCAAGUGUUGUUAGCGCCCGUGCACUAGAAGACCUCCCAGUGGGCACUGUCAUUGCCUGGCUGGAUACGCAAGACCCUGACCUGGGACUUGGAGGGCAGGUGCGAUACUCACUCGCUAACGACUACGAUGGCCGUUUUGAGGUCGACAAGACUAGCGGUGCCAUUCGUCUUACCAAGGAGCUGGAUUACGAAACUCAACAAUUCUUCAAUCUAACAGUUCGAGCAAAAGACAAAGGCCGACCGGUGUCUCUCCUGUCAGUUAGCUUUGUUGAACUGGAGGUGGUGGAUGUUAACGAGAACCUGUACUCACCAUAUUUCUCGAACUUCGCCAUGAACGGAUCAGUAAAGGAAAGCGUUCGAAUCGGGACUUCUGUGCUCCAGGUCUCUGCAAGGGAUGAUGACACGGGAAGGGACGGCGAGGUGCAGUACUCCAUACGUGACGGCAGUGGUCUUGGGAGAUUCACCAUUGAUGAAGAAACAGGUGUCAUCUACACUACAGAUCUGUUGGACCGAGAGACGCAGGACUCCUAUUGGCUGACAGUGUACGCUACUGAUCUGGGAGUAGUACCGCAGUCAGCAGCACUACAAGUGUACAUACAGGUUGAGGAUGUUAACGAUAACGCCCCCCUCACAUCUGAGCCGAUGUAUCAUGCCACCAUUCCGGAAAAUUCCCCGAAGGACCAGUCCGUCAUUCAGAUCCGGGCGCAGGACCCUGACGCCACGGCAACCGAGCCCCGCCUGUCAUUCCGUAUCUCCAGCGGCAACCCGCAGAACUUCUUCAGCAUCAACCCGCGCACCGGUCUGAUUACCACAACCUCUCGGAAACUGGAUCGUGAACAACAGGCUGAGCACGUACUGGAGGUGACUGUAUCAGAUGGCGGUCCUUCUCCCAGACACACCAUAGUAUGGGUGGUGAUCCAGGUGUUGGAUGUUAACGAUAACAAACCAACAUUUCCAGAGAAGGUGUACCAGGUCCGUUUACCCGAGCGCACCCGUAAACAGCGAGGCGCUCCUAUUUAUCGGGUGUUCGCCUACGACCAAGACCAGGGUGCCAACGCUGAACUCUCCUACAGCAUCGUCGAUGGCAACGAGGAUGGGAAGUUCGUAAUCGAUGCCAAAACCGGUGUGGUUUCAUCACCCAAGAAACAGUUCACAGCUGGAACCUAUGAUAUUCUUACCGUGAAGGCAGUGGAUAAUGGACGUCCUCAGCGCUGGGCGACGGCUCGUUUGCACAUCGAGUGGAUCCGCCGUCCUCCGGCCAGCCCCGUUCCUCUCGCCUUCGACGAGCAGCUUUACAAUUUCACCGUCAUGGAAACUGACAAAGUGGCGGACAUCGUAGGUGUGGUCUCCGCCCAACAGCAAGGCUCCGCCUCCUUGUGGUUUGACAUCACAGGCGGUGAUGUGGACAGUAUGUUUGACGUUGAGAAAGGUGUCGGCACUAUCGUCAUCGCUAAACCUCUGGACGCAGAGCAGCGAUCGUUUUACAACCUCACGGUGGAGGUUACAGAUGGGACUAAUAUAGCGUACACUCAGGUCCACAUUACUGUUCUGGACAACAACGACAACGCCCCCGUUUUUUCCCAGCCCAUCUAUGACAUCACAAUCACAGAAGACACGCCCCCGGAUACUGAGGUGGUUCAGGUGUUGGCGUCUGACCGUGACGAGCGUCACCGUUUGACCUUUAGUCUUCAGAGCUGCGUUGACCCUAGCAGCAUGCGGCUCUUUCGCAUCGACCCUAGCAAUGGAAUCAUAUACACGGCUCGCAGACUGGACCACGAGAGCCGAACUCAGCACAUCCUCACAAUCAUGGUGAAAGAUCAAGAGUUCCCGUACAGACGUAGCCUUGCUCGUGUCCUGAUCGGUGUAGAGGAUGUGAAUGACCACGCCCCUCUUUUCACCAUGGUGAUGUAUGAUGGACAGGUGUAUGAAUCAGCGGCACUGGGAUCAGCUGUUCUCACAGUGACUGCACUCGAUAAGGACAAGGGCCAAAAUGCACAAAUCAGUUACAGCAUCGACUCAGGAAACACAGGAAACACUUUCCGGAUUGAUCCUGUUUUGGGCAUCAUCUCAUUGGCUCGGGAGCUGGACCUGUCCAACAUCGGUCACUAUGUCUUGUCUGUUAAAGCAACGGAUAACGGUUCUCCAGCAUUGUCUUCAACAGCUGUCGUCCGAAUUGCAGUCACCUUGUCAGAUAAUGCUGGUCCCAAGUUUCCCCAAAGUGAAUAUCAGGCAGAUAUAUCAGAAGGUGUUGCCAUUGGAACUUCAGUAAUCACAGUGAACGCUCUAAGUCUGUCCACUCUUACCUAUGACAUUCGCCACGGCAAUGGUCAUCGGACAUUCCGCAUCAACCAGUACAGUGGAGUGAUCACUACGCAGAAAACACUAGACUUUGAAACUGUUUCCUCCUAUGUGCUAAUAGUCACCGCAAGCAACAUGGCUGGACAGGCCUCAAACGCUACAAUAACUGUUACAGUUCUUGACCAAAAUGACAAUACACCGGUGUUCAAACAGCUGCGGUACCAUGGAAGUAUCAGUGAAGGUGCCGGGCUUAACAGUGUUGUGCAAAGUGACAAUGGACAACCGCUAGUCAUACGAGCAAGUGACACUGACCGCAACCAUAAUGCCCUGUUGGUGUACCAGAUAAUGGAAGAAUCUGCCAGGCGCUUCUUUGCAGUAGAUGCCGGUACUGGCUCAAUAAGAACAAUUGGUCAGCUUGACCAUGAAACCACACCUACAUUCCGUUUCCAUGUUAACGUCCGAGACAGUGGACAUCCACAGCUCUCAGCUGAGCAUCCUGCAGAAGUCACCAUUGAGGUGCAAGAUGUCAACGACUGCCCGCCUAAGUUUUCUCAGGCAUCCUAUGAAGCUGUCCUUUUGCUCCCAACUUAUGAAGGUGUGGAAGCCCUACAAGUUUUUGCUACCGAUCCCGAUGGUAAUGGCCAGUCAGAGCUCACCUACUCAUUGACCGAUGGCAGCAUAGAACAUUUCAGCAUUGAGCCAAGCACUGGACUGUUGACUGUAAGAAACAGUACUUUUAGCAAAGAACGAUUUCGAUUUAACGUCCGUGUUUCAGACGGACGCUUCUCCAGUACCGCUCUGGUUAUUGUCCUGGUUCAUGAGGCUCUGGACAGUGGCCUGGCUUUUACUCAUAAUACCUACAAUGCCAACAUUGAGGAAAACAAUGGUAACAUAACAACAGUUGCUGUCGUUACAGCACUAGGGAACAAGUUGAAUGAACCCCUGCGUUAUACUUUGUUAAAUGCAGGUGGGAAAUUUCGUAUUAGGCCAACGUCCGGUGCCAUUGAAACAGUUGGAGUCCCUUUGGACAGGGAGGAGGAGGAGGAAUAUGGACUUUUGGUACAAGCAGGCCGUGAGGAAGAUCGGCUCCGUGUUGCAAGAGCAUUGGUCCGAGUUCAAGUCAGCGAUGUCAAUGACAAUUCUCCAGUUUUUGUUGGAUUGCCAUACUAUGCUGCUGUGCAAGUGGAAGCGGAGCCUGGGACAGCGAUAUUUCGAGUGACAGCAGUGGACCGGGACAAAGGGCAAAAUGGAGAGGUGAACUACUUUCUGCAGGAUGAACUGGGACAUUUUGAAAUUGACCGUUUGAGCGGCGAGCUUCGCUUACGGAGAGCUUUCGAGGCUGAUCUCUCUAGUGUGGAAUAUCAGGUUCUGGUGUUCGCCCGUGACAUGGGAACACCACCUCUUUCUUCUUCAGUCACCUUUCCCGUCACAGUGGUAAACAGAGCAAUGCCAGUGUUCGACCGACCAUUCUACUCAGUGAAAGUGAGCGAAGACGUACCAAUAUGGACUCCAAUUCUGGGAAUAAACGCCAGCAGCCCUGAAGGCCAGAGUGUCCUUUACACAAUCACGCAUGGUGACCCAGGAACACUCUUCUCCAUUGGAUUUGACACAGGUGUCAUCAGUGUCAUCGCUGCCCUCGACUAUGAGACUAGCCCUUCCCACAGACUCAUCGUCAGAGCAACGGACUGCCUCACAGGCGCUCGUGCAGAAGUGGAUGUUGAAGUUACUGUUUUGGAUGUCAACGACAACCCUCCAGUCUUCGAGCAACCCUCAUACAAAACUGUAAUUUCUGAAUCUGCCAUGAUUGGCACUGCAGCUUUGCAAGUUCUCGCAACGGACAGCGACUCUGAGAAAAACGCAGCUGUCCGGUACCAAAUCAUUCCAGACCGCACCAACAGCACCGACCACUUCCACAUCGACAGCAGCAGUGGUCUAAUUCUGACAGCUCGCUCCUUGGACCAUGAGAUCAUCCAGCGCUAUGUGUUUCUUGUCAAGGCAGCAGAUAAUGGCUUUCCCCCACUGAGCAGCGAAGUGUGGGUCACAGUCGAUGUCACGGACACAAAUGACAAUGCUCCAGUAUUUAACCAACUGCUCUAUGAAGCCUCUAUCAAUGAGUUGGCACCAAAAGGCCACUUUGUUACAUGCAUCCAGGCCUCUGAUGCAGACCGUUCAGAUGCAGAACGCUUGAAGUAUGGCCUGGUGUCUGGAAAUGAAAGGAUGCUGUUUGAGCUUGAUGCCGCCUCCGGUGUCCUCACCCUGAGUGGCCAGCGACGCAUGCAGCGCAUGCCUUCCACCAUCACCCUAAAUGUAAGCGUUUCCGAUGGCGUGUUUACCAGUACGGCACAAGUGCACAUUCGGGUAGAGCGAGCUAAUCUACAUGCCCCCCAGUUCACCCAGGGCAUGUACGAGGCCGAUUUACGGGAGAACGCACCAGUGGGAUCAAAGGUCAUUGCAAUCAGGGCACAAGAUGCUGAUCCUGGACCGUUUGGGGAUGUGAGGUAUGUGCUGCUCUCAGAUUCCGCUCAGGACUUGUUCGGUAUUGAUGGCAAUGGACAAAUUAAGACUCUUGAACGUCUAGACCGGGAAGAACGAAGUGAGAUGGUACUGUCCAUUGCGGCUGUGGAUGCUGGUGGCCGAUCUGGAUAUUGCAGUGUCCGGGUUACCAUACUAGACGAGAACGACAAUGCUCCACAGUUUGGUGCCUCGGAGUACCAUGCAAGUGUGCGGUCCGAGGUUGAACCUGGUACCCUUGUGACGCAAGUUCAAGCCUGGGAUCUAGAUCAAGGUGCCAAUGGACAGGUGAGCUACAGUCUGUACAGCGAAGCCAGCAUGCAAGUUACUGAACUUCUGGACAUUGACCCGGACAGUGGCUGGGUUGUCACCAAAGGCAAUUUCUCCCCUUUGCGUGGGACUGUUCUGUCCUUUUUCGUUAAAGCCUCUGAUGGCGGGGUACCUGUUAGGCAUUCCCUUGUGUCAGUCUACAUACAUGUUUUGUCUGCCAAUGCCCACAUACCUUCCUUCAGCCAGCCACAGUUCUCCUUUACCGUGCCAGAGGACAUGCCCAUUGGUUCCUUGUUGGGAGCAGUGCAUCUACACACCUCAACUAGCCACUCGUCCUUACCAGUAAGCUUCUCAGCGGUGAUCGGACAGACUCCAGAGAGUAACAGUGAUGGAGUGUUUGUGGUUGACAAAGAAACUGGCAUGAUCAAACUAGACAAAGCACUGGACCGAGAGUGGACACCGGCCUAUCAUUUCAAAGUGAUGGCAAUGUUGCAGCAGGGACGUUUGGAUGCAGUUUCGGCUGUGGAUGUGGAGGUCAAAGUACAAGAUGUCAAUGACAACAAACCAGCAUUUGAGUCAGAUAACUACGAGGCAUCAGUCACUGAGGGUCUUUCUCCUGGGACUAGGAUUCUGCAAGUACUAGCUUUGGAUCCUGAUUGGGCAGCUAAUGGUCAGGUGACUUACAGUCUUGCUCCACCUGGGUUGCUUGGUGGCUCUGGUGGUGAGAACAUUGAAGAACACGGAGCCUACUUUACAAUUGACAGCAGCUCUGGUUGGAUAUCAACACUGAAAGGGCUGGACCAUGAACAGAGCCCUGCCCAUAGUCUUACAGUCUGGGCAUUUGACCUUGGAGAUCCUGCCAGCCAGUCAUCCUCAACAACUAUAACUAUAGCAGUGAGCGACUCCAAUGACAACAUACCGCAGUUUCUUCAGCCCCGUUACUACGGAAGUGUUCGUGAGAGUGAUGCACCUGGUGAAGUGGUGGCAGUAUUGAACACACGGGACAAUGACAGCUCACCUGGAAACCGACAAGUCACCUAUCAUAUUACAGGUGGUAACAGAGGAGGGGUGUUUGCUCUGGGGUUGGUUCAGGGAGAGUGGAAACUGUACGUUAAACGGCCGUUAGACCGCGAGGAACAAGAACGGUACCUCAUCAAUGUCACGGCGACAGACGGACUCCACGUUUCCACGGCAACCGUAGAGGUCAUGGUCAUCGACACCAACGACAACAGCCCCGUCUGUGACCCGGUGAGUGUUAAUCGUAAAGUGGUCUAUUCACUUGUUGAUUCCGCUGAUGGGUUCUUCUCCAUUGAUAAAUCAUCCGGGAUUGUUGUUUUGGAGCGUCUGCUGGACCGCGAGGUUCAGUCCUCAUACCAUAUAAUGGUCCGUGCGUCAGAUCAAGGUGUUCCCGUUCGCCUCUCUUCCCUUGCGAACAUAACGAUCACAGUUUUGGACAUUAAUGACAAUCCACCCGUAUUUGAGAGGAGGGACUAUCUGGCCACGCUUCCUGAAGAUGUGGCAGUGGGUACGGAAGUGGUACAGGUUUAUGCUGCAAGUAAAGACAUUGGCACCAAUGCUGAUAUUUACUACAACAUCCGAUCCGGAAACCAACAGGGCCAUUUCACCAUUAACAUCAAUACAGGGGCCAUCUCCGUAUCUCGACCGCUGGACUUUGAGUACUGCAAGGAUUAUUUCCUUACGGUGGAAGCAACUGAUGGCGGGACUCAGCCCCUUAGUGCUGUUACCAUGGUGAACAUCAACCUGACAGACGUCAAUGACAAUGCCCCCAUGUUCAGCCGCGAUGCCUACAGCUUGUCCAUCAGCGAGGAUGCUAACAUAGGAGACACCGUUGUCAAGGUGACCGCGGAAGAUGUCGACAGCCAAGCAAACGCCGACGUCCUGUAUUCCAUCGUCAGCGGCGACCGAGAGAACCAGUUCUUUAUCGAGCCAAUCACAGGCCAGAUCAAAGUCAACAAGCAGCUGGAUCGAGAAACGAUGGCUGGUUACUCGUUGUCCGUCAGAGCUCUUGACAGCGGGACGCCUGCGAUGUCCUCAACCGUUCAGGUCAACAUCGACAUCUCUGACGUCAACGACAACCCACCCUCCUUCACUCCAGCCAAUCACACUGCUGUUAUACAGGAAAACAAGCCUUUGGGAACAAGUGUCCUACAGCUGUCUGUCAUCGAUAAGGAUGCGAGCCACAACGGGCCGCCUUUUCAUUUCCACAUCCUAUCAGGAAAUGAGGGGGCGUGGUUUAAACUGGAUAGAGAGGGGCUGCUGACAUCUAACAAGGUGUUUCGUAGGUCCGAGGGCACAGAUUAUGCCAUUCACAUACAGGCCAGUGAUUCGGGCAGGCCGCCCCUGUCGUCGAUGGCGACCGUGUUGGUGCGUGUGAUAGAGGAGAGCGUACACAAGCCAGUGGCAUCACCUUUACAUGUGCACAUCGUAACCAUGGAGGACGAGUUUCCAGGAGGUGUGAUCGGUCAGAUCCACGCCACAGACCAAGAUGCCUUUGAUAUACUUACCUACGGACACACACACCAGCAGAGCAGCCUGUUCAAGGUGAGUCCUCGAGACGGUCGCAUCAUCGCUCUGAGCGGCUUGGACGCGGGCCGCUACAGCUUCAACGCUACAGUAACAGACGGCCGCUUCACUGUGAACGUGCCGGUGAGCGUGCAUGUAGAGCAGGCCUCGGCUGAGAUGCUCCACGAUGCCGUGACCAUCCGUUUCGACCGCGUCUCCCCUCACGACUUCGUGUCCCGUCACCUCCCAUCGGUCAGACGCGUCCUGUCCAGUGUGAUGGCAACGCCGCGGCCCGACGCUCUGCACGUGCUCAGUGUGCAGCCGGUGGAGUCCACGGGGCAGCUGGAUCUGCUGGUUGCCGUGGAGACAGCGGAAGGCGGCGGGUUCUACAAGGCGGCGCUGGUGACACAGAAGCUGAGCUCGGCGCGCCGGCAGCUGGACCAGGUUCUGAGAGUCUCAGCUGUGCUGGAUAAGAACUGCUCGGGUCUGGACUGCAGGGAGGCCCAGUGUGAACAAACCAUCACGCUGGACUCGCACAGUCUGCUCACAUACAGCUCCACCAAAACCAGCUUCGUGUCGCCCAAGUUCCACAGGAACACGCGAUGCGUUUGCAGCGACGGGAGUUGUUCUGCUCCGUCGGAGGUGUGUGCGGAUAUGAGAUGUCCCGGUGACAUGCAGUGUGUGGGAACGGACAGCAACAGGGGGCCAUACACGUGCCAGUGUCCGCAGGGCAAACUGGGAGAGUGUGCAGGACACACCUCUCUGAGCUUCUCUGGUAACAGUUAUAUUAAGUACAGAGUGACGGAUGGAGAGAGGAAUGGAGAGAUGAAGUUAGCGCUCCGCAUCAGAACGCUGCAGAACAAGGGAAUCAUUAUGUUCACACGUACAGAUCCGUGCAGCGUGCUGAAGAUCGAGGAGGGAAAGUUGUGGUUCCAGUUGGAUUGCGGCAACAGUCCCAGGAGCAUCGGGAUCUCCGGCCGUCCGGUCAACGACGGGAACUGGCAUCACGUGGUCCUGGAGCUGCGAGGAAACUACAGCAGCCUUUCACUAGACUACAUGUACGUGGAGCGGCGACUGGCCACGACUAAAUACCGACCUCUGGGAGCAGAUUUGUCCAUUUAUUUCGGAGCGCAGGUGUCGCCUCCGGACACCCGUAGCUUGACGGAAAGAAAGGGUCUGCGGGUCACCAACGGCUUUCAGGGCUGUUUAGACUCGGUGGUUCUGAAUGACAACGAACUCCCGCUGCAGAACAAACGCAGCCCGUAUGCGGAGGUGGUGGGACUGACGGAUCUCAAGCUGGGAUGCGUUCUCUAUCCGGACGCGUGUGCCGCUCAGCCCUGCCUCAACGGCGCCACCUGCGUCAGCCUGCCGUCUGGAGGUUAUUCGUGCAGUUGCAGCGCUCUGUACACCGGAGGGCGCUGUGAGACUGAGAUCAGCGUCUGUAUGCCAAACCCGUGUCAGAACGGCGGCGUGUGUAAACCCAUCGGGAACGCCUUCAUCUGCAGCUGCAAGAGAGGAUACACCGGCGUAACUUGUGAAGAGGACGUGAACGAGUGUGAACGCGAGCUAUGCGAGAACGGUGGCGUGUGCGUCAACACUUUCGGCUCAUUCUACUGCAACUGCACGCCGGGUUUCGUGGGCAGCGCUUGCUCCGUUCGUCCCGUGCUUGUUCCGGAUAUGCAGGCUGGCCACGCCUACGUCGGGAAGGAGGAGCUUAUCGGAAUCGCCAUCGUGCUCUUCCUCAUCCUCACUCUCAUCCUCCUAUUCAUCGCCUUUCGGAAGAAGGUCUUCCAGAAGAGCUAUUCCCGGAAUAACCUUUCCAUGGUUCAGGAUCCGGCUACGGCCGCCCUGCUGCAUAAAGCCAACGGUGGGCACUAUCCGCCACUACGCUGCGCCAUCGGAGAGCCAAUCAGCUUGUACACGGAAGGAAGUCUGUCUGUCUGUCCGCCUCAGGUUCCCGUCCGGCCGAUGGCGUACACGCCGUGUUUUCCCGGAGACUCUCGGGGAACCCUGGAGAAAUGGCCAGGGGACGGCCGAGGCCCGGAGCUGACGGAAAUGAGCACGUUCCAUCCGUCAGAGUCGCCACGGAUUCUGGGCGGGACCAACCGGAGGGGCGUGGUCGUGUGCAGCGUGGCGCCGAAUUUGCCGCCCAUUUCACCGUGCCGGUCUGAUUGUGAUUCCCUACGGAAGAGUCCCUGGGAAGAGGAGGGGAAAGUGGAUUUGCUGGAAGAGGUCACAUGUUUCUCUGGCAGUAACAAGGGCAGCAACUCCGAGGUCCAGUCGCUGAGCUCCUUUCAGUCUGAUUCCUGUGAUGAUAACGCAUACCACUGGGACACUUCCGAUUGGCUGCCGAGCAUACGCUUACCAGACAUCGAGGAAGUCCCCACCUAUGAGACGGGUGAAGUGGGCGUGGCCUUAGAAUCCGACUAUUACCUCGGCGGAUUCGAUAUCGACAGUGACUACCCGCCUCCUCAGGAGGAGGAGUUUAUGUCCCAGGACCAGCUGCCUCCGCCCCUUCCCACGGAGGAAUACGACACCUCACCCGCCAAUCAACCCGUCUCCAGGGAGAGCACUCUGAGCGGGGACCGCAAGCCCCGCCCACACUUUCACCCCAGCCAAUACCUGCCUCCGCAUCAGCUGCCACUCGGCUCUGCGGGGGAGGAGUUUAGCACUUUUACAGGCAGGGAGGAGCAUCUGUCCGUCAACGCCUCCUCUGCCUCCGAGGUUUCCUCCGCGCCCUGUGGGUUUGAAGACUCUGAGACGGGAGGAAGCUUGGAUAGUUUGGAGGACACACACAUGCACCCGCAUACGCAGCAGACUGAGGUCUGAUACGCCACCGCGAACUACAGACGCAGUUAGUGACGUUAACAGGCCAUGUUUUCCCACAUAAAAGACACUAAACUCUUGCGUCUGUCAGAGUUUGUGAGAUGGACGCAGCAGAUUGGGUCUAAGGACAAACUCUCAGCGCUGCCCUCUGCAUGAGCAGCUCAAAUAUAAAAGCACAGGAAGUGGCCGGAAGUGAUGUCAUGGGUGGGGACCAGACGAUUAAAGCAACAAGAAGCGUAAUAGUGAACGGAGACCAAUGAUCUGUAGACGUGUUUUCAGAAAUCGCCUGGUGCAUUUCAUUGUUCCUUCCAGUUCCUGAUUUGUUUGGUGCUGUCCUUUGUGUGUUUGAAAUCUGGAUCUGUCUUAAAACCUAGUGAGCUGCCUUCCUAGACGAUAGUAUGCUGCCUUCUAUGAUACAAAUUGUGUUUAAAUAUUUUUAUUUGGAAUUUCAUGAAAUAAAAUCCUUUUUAAUUACAUAUUUUAGAUUAUUAAUGCAAGAACAAAA